This is a messenger RNA of Ambispora leptoticha, 1278 nucleotides long. The record is from the annotation of a GenBank genome assembly. NCBI's taxonomy places the organism in Eukaryota, Fungi, Glomeromycota, Glomeromycetes, Archaeosporales, Ambisporaceae.
AUGUUUGGAAAAAAUAAAAUUUCAUUGGAAAUCAAAAUUGACGAAAACUUUACUGGAUUAAUGUACGGAACACCCGACGAGUCUAGCGGAUGUCAAUUACAAGGAAGAAUAAUCUUAAAGAGUGAUAAAAUAAUCACGGCAAAUCAAUUAUCUUUGAUUUUUACAGGGAAGGUUUGUGUUUCUUGUGGACCACAAAACUCUUCUAGACCUGAAUAUAGCGAAGAACAAAUAUUAUAUCAUAAAAUAAGUCAUUUUCUUAGUUCUGAACACACCAAGAAACGAAUUCCUCCCGGAACACAUGAAUUCUACUUUGAAUUCGAUUUACCAGGGGAUUUACCAACUUCCUUCAAAGGAACCAGAGGGAAAAUCGAAUACUACUGUCACGCGUUACUUAAUCGUCCUACAUUUUGUAGUGAUGUGUCUUCUGAGAGAUGCAUUAUAACAUUGAAACGAUCUCUCUUGAGAAUAGAUCACAUAAUGAGAAAUGCACGAACAAUAAUGGAAGAUGAAUCCAACUUUAAUAUUAAUCGUAAUAGUAUCAAUGUUGCUCGAUCUUUUUCAGAAGGAAUGCUGGAUAAUAAUAAUGUUCAAUAUCAGAUUAGUACACCUAUUAUGGCUUAUUGCGAAGGUGGACUGGUAUCAAUAGAGUUGUAUCUGAAAUCCAUGAAUCCGAAUAUUAUUAUUGAGUCGGUUGAGUAUGGGCUUAAAGAAUAUACCAGUUUUCAUACGACAGGAGAAGCGUCAUUAAUAUCAGUAAUAGCGAGCGUGUACGAAGAAACCUUUCCACUCGGAAAAAAAAAGAUCAAUAUUGAUCCAUUCAGUGAAAAUUCAAACACGAUCCCAAUAAAUUUUCGAUUAUUUCCUCGAGUAAAAUGUGACGUAGACACGAGAUUAAUUGAACUUUUUCAUAAAUUAUUAUUCACAAUAACCAUUAAAGAAAGAAGAAAGCGACAGUUCUCAUUAUUGCGACGACAAUUAAGUCAACUUGCCGAUACAGAGGAAUGCAGCUCUCUUGAAGAUUCUGCACAUAUAGUACGUCACCCUAUAUCAGCCGACGAACAUCGUCACUAUCAAUAUAUAAAUUCAUUGGAAGCACUUGAAGGACGACGUAGAACAGUAGCUUCGCAACCACACGAUAUUAAUAGAAACAAUUCAAGACGCUCAUUUUCUUUAAGACCAUCAAAAUUGGCAGAAACUUUGCUAAAUGAAAAUCCUCCGUCUUAUGGAUUCGCGACAAUGAUUCCACCACCACCUGAUUACGCGACAACUUCUUCAUAA